This is a messenger RNA of Gambusia affinis (western mosquitofish), 2326 nucleotides long. It is a transcript of the gene ddx19a, whose product is annotated as DEAD-box helicase 19a. The transcript has 11 exons. Bases 510 to 1949 code for a protein of 479 amino acids. Gene Ontology annotation, molecular function: ATP binding; RNA helicase activity; RNA binding. Gene Ontology annotation, biological process: poly(A)+ mRNA export from nucleus. The record is from RefSeq and is a predicted model, not a curated record. Gene Ontology annotation, cellular component: cytoplasmic stress granule; nucleus. Lineage: Eukaryota; Metazoa; Chordata; Actinopteri; Cyprinodontiformes; Poeciliidae.
GGGGGAGACUGCAUCUUUGGCAACCUCAUACUUCCCGCCCUAAUAAUUCGCUGACCAAAACUUGGAAAAAAAAAUGUUGUGAUGCCUUCACGUAUUACAAGUAAAGUGAGUAAAUGUGUCUUUAUACAAGCAUUUCGCGCGUUUCAAUUUUGAUCUAAGAAAGCAAAUGAGUCAGACAUAUUUUUUUAAUACGAAAAUGAUGAAACCAUAUUUAAAUCAAGUCAUUUAGAGCAAAAGUAGAAAAUAACUAAACGAGUUAUAACAAUUUAUAUAUAAAAAAACUUUUUUCAGAAAGAUAUAUAUUAAUUUUACCUAUAAUUGUUAUUUGUAAAUAAUUUAUUUGGAAUCUAUUUAACGCUUUUAUUGAACGCCCAUUUUUAUCGGAUUUUAAAUUACUAUAAUGAUAAUGGGUUUGAAGGCAGCAGUAACCGUUGAGUCUAUUUAAAAGAAGGCAGCGUGAUCUUAGUGUGAAAGGCUCGUUUUGCUUCUUAAAAAAAUUAUUUCUUAAAAUGGCUGAAGACUCUUGGGCGUUAGCAGUGGACUUUCAAGAGGCGACAACGCCAUCAUUUCAGUUUCAGUUCUCCAACAAGAUCAACAGAAUACGAGGUCCAUUAAACGUGAAGGAAGACGUAAAUGGCAAUGAAAGGGGUGAAGGAGAUGGCGACAAAGUUGACCUGGCCGAACAGUCUUUGCUUAAUAAAUUGAUCCGCCACUCUCUGGUGAAGAACCGGAACCAAGUUGAGGUCCAGCAGGCGGAUCCCAACUCUCCCCUGUUCUCCGUGAAGACUUUCCAGGAGCUCAGACUGAAACCUGAAUUAUUACAAGGAGUCUUCCACAUGGGAUUCAACAGACCGUCCAGGAUCCAGGAGAAUGCUUUGCCUCUGAUGCUGGCGGAACCACAUCAGAACUUGAUUGCUCAGUCGCAGUCUGGCACUGGUAAGACUGCAGCUUUCGCUCUGGCCAUGCUGAGUCAUGUGAACCCUGACAAUACCUGGACUCAGUGUCUUUGUGUUGCGCCAACGUACGAGCUCGCGUUGCAGAUCGGCCAAGUGAUUGAACAAAUGGGCAAAUUCUGUCCAAAUGUGAAACUGGCCUACGCCAUUCGAGGGAACAGAAUGGAGCGACAUGUCAAGUUGCAAGAGCAGAUUGUUAUUGGAACCCCAGGCACCAUCCUUGACUGGUGCACCAAGUACAAGCUUAUUGACCCAAAGAAGAUCACAAUGUUUGUGUUGGACGAAGCUGAUGUGAUGAUCGCCAUGCAGGGUCAUCGGGACCAGAGCAUCCGGAUCCACAGGCUGCUCAACAAAGACUGUCAGAUGCUGCUGUUUUCUGCAACAUUUGAGGACUCUGUGAUGAAGUUUGCUGAGCGAGUGAUUCCCGAUCCUAAUAUAAUCCGACUGAGACGAGAAGAGGAGACGCUGGACACAAUCAAGCAGUUCUAUGUGCUCUGUAGAGAGAAGGAGGACAAAUUCACAGCGCUCUGUAACCUGUAUGGGUGUCUGACUAUUGCACAGGCAAUGAUCUUCUGCCACACUCGGAAGAUGGCUGGCUGGCUGGCCUCUAGCCUGAUAAAGGAGGGCCACCAGGUGGCGUUACUGAGCGGGGAAAUGGCAGUGGAACAGAGAGCCGCUGUCAUCGAACGCUUCAAAAACGGCAAAGAGAAAGUGCUUGUAACCACCAAUGUGUGUUCCAGAGGUAUUGAUGUGGAGCAGGUGUCCCUUGUGGUGAAUUUUGACCUCCCGGUGGAUUUGGAAGGGAACGCCGACAACGAGACCUAUCUGCACAGGAUCGGCCGCACAGGACGCUUUGGCAGAAGAGGCUUUGCUGUCAACAUGGUGGACAGCAAGAACAGCAUGGAAAUCAUUAAGCAAAUUGAAAUGCAUUUCAACAGGAAAAUUACAAAACUCGACACCAGCAACCUUGAGGAAAUGGAGAAGAUGACAAUUUAGUGUUCAGCUGCUUUCCAAUAGUUGAUAAUGUUUACAUUGUGUCACAUGGUUUGUUUUCUGCAAAACACUGUUUCUGGUACUUUUUCUUUUUUUUUUUUUUCCCAGGUUUUCUUUUGAGCUGCUUCAACACUGAGGUUGUACAGACGCCACAGGCUGCUAAAAGAUGUGUGUUUGCAGUGUUAUUGAGUUUAUUAAGUGAAAUAUCAGUGUUAUUUUUGUGACAUGUAUGUAGUGUAUAUAGUUUUUCAUGGCAUGUUUGCGGUUGUUUGAAAAACCUGUUCAUGUGUGUGGAGCCUGUAUUGCAUACAAGAAUCCAUUUUGUUUUUCUCUUUUUUGCUGUUGAAUAAAUUUGUCAGAGUGAGCACCAAUCAUCUGAA